UCUGUCAAUCUGGUGGUCUGUGUAUUUAUAACCGCUUUGCUCCUCCUCUUUGCUCUAGCUGGUUUGUUGGACUUGUUGGGUGCAGAGUACAAGAUUUGGUCAAGGGAAAGGGAACCAACAAUGAUUUCAUUUCCACUGUGGCUCUUCAUGGUGGCACUGAGUGGGUGUUCCACUGCAGUACAUACUGGCCUACUUGCAGGGCACCCCUGCUCUACAGUGCUCGCCUCUGCAGCCUCUACAGUGCACUCCUCUACAGUGCCCGCCUCUACAGCCUCUGCAGUGUCCUCCUCUACAGUGCCCACCUCUACAGCCUCUAAAGUGCCCACCUCUACAGCCUCUGCAGUGCCCACCUCUAAAGUGCCCACCUCUACAGCCUCUAAAGUGCCCACCUCUACAGCCUCUAAAGUGCCCACCUCUACAGCCUCUAAAGUGCCCACCUCUACAGCCUCUAAAGUGCCCACCUCUACAGCCUCUAAAGUGCCCACCUCUACAGCCUCUGCAGUGCCCACCUCUAAAGUGCCCACCUCUACAACGUUUGAUGAAUAG
Alosa alosa (allis shad) is the source of this 546-nucleotide messenger RNA. Its product is annotated as endoglucanase E1-like. The transcript has 5 exons. The record is from RefSeq and is a predicted model, not a curated record. Bases 121 to 546 code for a protein of 141 amino acids. NCBI's taxonomy places the organism in Eukaryota, Metazoa, Chordata, Actinopteri, Clupeiformes, Clupeidae.